Cladophialophora carrionii CBS 160.54 is the source of this 738-nucleotide messenger RNA. RefSeq lists its product as uncharacterized. Gene Ontology annotation, cellular component: endoplasmic reticulum membrane. The transcript is spliced from 2 exons. NCBI's taxonomy places the organism in Eukaryota, Fungi, Ascomycota, Eurotiomycetes, Chaetothyriales, Herpotrichiellaceae. The coding region runs from base 1 to 738 and encodes 245 amino acids. Gene Ontology annotation, biological process: protein O-linked glycosylation via mannose; GPI anchor biosynthetic process. The record is from RefSeq and is a predicted model, not a curated record. Gene Ontology annotation, molecular function: dolichyl-phosphate beta-D-mannosyltransferase activity.
AUGAGUGCAAAGCGCGACAAAUAUUCAGUGAUCCUGCCGACGUACAAUGAGCGAGAGAACCUCCCUGUCCUGGUGCAGAUGUUGUCGGACACGUUCACCAAAGAACGUCUGAGCUGGGAAGUCAUAGUCGUCGACGACGCCUCCCCCGACGGCACCCUUGAACGCGCCAAAGAACUGCAAAACUCCUUCGGGAAGGAGCACAUCAUCCUCAAGCCCCGCGCUGGCAAACUCGGUCUCGGAACGGCCUAUGUACAUGGUCUUCAGUUCGUCACCGGUAACUUCGUGAUCAUCAUGGACGCCGACUUUUCCCACCACCCCAAGUUCAUCCCCGAGUUCAUCAAGAUCCAGAAGGACACGGGCGCCGACAUCGUCACGGGCACGAGAUACAGGUCGAAAAAUGGGCUUGUGGGCGGUGUCUACGGCUGGGACCUGAAGAGAAAAUUGACGAGUCAAGGCGCGAACAUUCUGGCGGAUUUCCUGCUCAAUCCCGGUGUCAGCGACUUGACGGGCUCCUUUAGACUGUACAAGAAGGAAGCGCUGGUCAAGGUCAUUGAGAAGACGCAGAGCAAGGGAUACACGUUCCAGAUGGAAAUGAUGGUUCGAGCGAAAGCGAUGGGCUUGAAGGUUGAGGAGUGUCCCAUUACCUUCGUGGAUCGACUGUACGGAGAAAGCAAGCUUGGUGGUGAAGAGAUUGUGGAGUAUCUGAAGGGUCUCUUGUGGUUGUGGUGGACAGUCUAA